AGAGCCCAAAGACACUAGACAGACGACCUGCUGCGGAGCGAGGCGUCUUCCUGGCUCUUGCUGCCGGAGCAAGACCAGAGAUGGAGAGCGAUAUCGAGCUCGAAGCGCCUCGAUCAGCCGCUCGCGCCGCCGAUGACGACCAUCAUCUUCUUCCCUUCCGCUCGCACAGGUUACAGCAAGGCAGGCGGCGGCCGGUCAGACGACGUACAUGCAUGCAUGUCCUGAUGUCCUGGUCCGAUCGAAGCUCGAUGCAGAAAGAGAGAGCGUCCGGUCGGCGCCGGCCGUACGUUGGUCGGAAAGCAACAAGCACGGCCAACACUGCAGCCGGGAUCUUUGCAUGCAUUCCUCGGAAUCCACCGGACUUGCGCGCGAGUAACAAGUAAGUUCAUCGUCCUGUGCUGUGUCGAUCGUAUGCCCAUUUACAUUUUAAUUACUUUGAGGUAUAUAUCGCGUCGACCGCCGGAGUAGCCAUGGAGGCACAUUUUUUCUUCGUGCUCACCGCCGGAAAAGAAGGGUGUUUCAGAUCGAGCUGAUCGUGCUUUUCAUACUUGGCAUAAUAGUCUCGUCUUACUCUCUCUGUGUUUUUUUUUACUUGGGCCAUAGAUGUACCGUGCUUUGCGCCUUUUCUGGUUUAUAGGCCUGUGACCAGCGACUGGCUAAAUGGACACGACGAGGAGCGCGCACUGGCGACAGAAGGAAUGGGGCAGGAGGAUGGUGGGCUUCUUGGUUCGUUCAAGCUGGAUCGAUCGGCCCAAAGGUCAUGAGGAAAAAAAAAGAAGGGUGUUUCAGAUCGAGCUGAUCGUGCUUUUUCCUCUCUCUGUGUGUUUCAGUUCGGAAGCUGAAGUAGACUCGGCACAGGCGUCGGAUUGCCGCACCGUCGUCCGAAAGGCAGCUUAAUCGGCCGCGACAACGGAAACGGAGUUCAUCCGACCCCGAAACCGGAGGGCAUAAAUACCAUUGUACUUCACCAGUUGCCUUCAUCACACAGUUACCCAGCUAAUCAGCUCCGCCCCGCCAUCCCCUCGCCUCCCUCCUACUCCAGGCGCUUCAUAGGAUGGCGAUCUCUGCUGCUGCGGCUGCUAACUUCCUCGACGCCGAGACUACCGGCAACUGCGAGCCGCAUGUAGCGGCGCCGGCUUCUGGAGAGGAUGGUAACAACAAGGAACCAGUACUGAGUGAGCUCGCACUGGUUGACAUCCUUCGUCGCUGGAAGAACAACAACGGCGACCUACCUGCGUUCGUCCACAAGCUUGACCCCUACGCAUAUCCUCCCUGGGAAGCUGUGCAAGGCCUCAAGCACGACCGUAGGGCAACCAAGCAUGUGGGAGGAGAGAAAACUUGGUUCAUCGUCAGCGUGGACGGAAACCGGCGGGGGCGCAAGGUAGGAGAAGCGGGCACGUGGCAUGUGGAGGAUGGCGGCAAGGCUAUCCUAGGCGCCGAUGGCAGUUCUGUUGUGGCGAACAAGAAGAGGUUCUCAUAUAAAAAGAGCAGACCUGAAAAAGGUGGUAAACAAGAAAGCACCGGCUGGAUCAUGAUGCAGUACUCGCUCGAGAAGGACAAAGAGCGAGACCUUAUCAGCAUGGUAUACAAGUCCAGUCACAAGUAUGCUGCAAGAACAUCGACGCCGGCAAGCAGCCAUGCCGGAGCAGAGGAAGACAUAGCGAGUGUGGAUGCACCGACGCCGGCUGUCUCCAUCCGCCAAACCUCCAAGCGCCCCAUCCCAGUAAGAAGUUUGACUAUAGAGGAAGCCGAGGGCCAUUUAAUGUCCGAAGAUUAUCCCGUCCCAGGCGACAAGGCCGCCGAGGAUUACACCGAAAUGUACGCCAGUAUGCUGCGCCAAGAAAUUACGCCCAUCGGAGGCGGCCGCGGCGCACAUGAUGGCCGGUUCCUCGUCGACGUACCUGAAGGCGAAGGUGGUGACUCGGCCGGGUUUGCCGAUCAUAUGCUAGGUGUUGCAUUUGGCUACCCCAACUUCAGUGCCGUCAACAACGGCGCCGGGGGUUCGACUGGCUUGCUUCACGACCGCUCCAUGGACAUUGAUCAAUCCGACGGCUACGACUGGGAAUGGGAUGAUCUCCUCAACCUGCUUCCAGCUGAGAACUUAGACUUCAAGGCCCUUGAAGACAAGGGCCUCGACUUCUACGACAUGAUCAACAACUAGCAAUGAGUAUCUAGAUGAUAGCUAGUGCCUGAGUUUUGAUGUUUGUUUUCGUUUUUCGACUUGUCCUCCUAUGCAUCGAUUCGUUGCAUGGUUAUUUAUUUUUAGGCAAUCAUUUAUUGCUCAAUUUCUUCAUUAA
Brachypodium distachyon (stiff brome) is the source of this 2297-nucleotide messenger RNA. RefSeq lists its product as uncharacterized. Gene Ontology annotation, molecular function: DNA binding. Gene Ontology annotation, biological process: regulation of DNA-templated transcription. The record is from RefSeq and is a predicted model, not a curated record. NCBI's taxonomy places the organism in Eukaryota, Viridiplantae, Streptophyta, Magnoliopsida, Poales, Poaceae. The transcript has 4 exons. The coding region runs from base 1055 to 2161 and encodes 368 amino acids.